GGCGACGAGACAGGGAGGGGAAGGGGACGCGACGGGGAGGGGAUGCGACGGGGAGGCAAAGGGGACGCGAUGGGGAGGGGACGUGAUGGGGACGGGAAGGGGAGGCGACGGGGAGGGAAUGCGACGGGGAGGCGAUGGGGAGGGGACACGACGGGGAGGGAAACGGGAGGCGACGCGACGGGGAGGGGAAGGGGAGGCGACGGGGAGGCGACGCGACGGGGAGGGCUGCAAGGUGGCGGGGCGCCCUUCUAAGGCGCGAUUCGGGGGGCCAGGGGGGGCCUUCCUAGCGGGGCGCGCACAGGCACAGGGCAGUAGGGCACGCGCGGGUGCUAGGCAGUGGGGCACGUGCUGGCGCUGGGCUGCAGAGCGCGCGUGGGCGCUGGGCAGCGGGGCGCGCGCUGGCGCAGGGCAGCGGGGCGCGUGCUGGCGCAGGGCAGCGGGGCGCGUGCUGGCGCAGGGCAACGGGGCACGCGCGGACGCAAGGCAGCAAAGCGCGCGCUGGCUCUGGGCAGCGGGGCACACACAGGCACAGGGCAGCGGGGCGCGCGCGGGUGCUGGGCAGCGGGGCGCGUGCUGGCGCUGGGCAGCAGGGCACGCGCGGACGCAGGGCAGCGAGGCGCGCGCUGGCUCUGGGCAGCGGAGCGCGCGCUGGCUCUGGGCAGCGGGGCACGCGCAGGCGCAGGGCAGCGGGGCGCGCGGGCGCUGGGCAGCGGGGAGCGUGCUGGCGCUGGUCAGCGGGGCACGCGCGGACGCAGGGCAGCGGGGCGCGCGCUGGCUCUGGGCAGCGGGGCACGCGCAGGCGCAGGGCAGCAGGGUGCGCGCGGGCGCUGGGCAGCGGGGCACGAUGUCAUCCAAGUAG
Molecule: messenger RNA, 859 nt
Organism: Closterium sp. Naga37s-1
Lineage: Eukaryota; Viridiplantae; Streptophyta; Zygnematophyceae; Desmidiales; Closteriaceae
Source: the annotation of a GenBank genome assembly